Sabethes cyaneus is the source of this 2775-nucleotide messenger RNA. Its product is annotated as synaptogenesis protein syg-2. Gene Ontology annotation, molecular function: protein binding. NCBI's taxonomy places the organism in Eukaryota, Metazoa, Arthropoda, Insecta, Diptera, Culicidae. The coding region runs from base 1 to 2775 and encodes 924 amino acids. The record is from RefSeq and is a predicted model, not a curated record. The transcript has 16 exons.
AUGUUACGGGAUGUUCCCGUGCACGUGGAAAAAGUGCUGGUGAAUGAUACCGCCCAGAUCAAGUGCGACGUAUCGUCCAACCUGCCGAACGACCGGAUCCUGCUGGUCGUGUGGUACAAGGACAACGUGCCCAUCUACAGCUACGAUACGCGAGUCAAAAACAGCGAACUGCCGUCCCACUGGCGGGACGGUUCCAUCCUGGAGGAUCGUGCCAACUUUAAGCCACUGCGGGACAAAAGUCGAGCAGAGCUGGUCAUCAGUCCGGUGCUGAAAAAAGACGCCGGAGUGUUUCGUUGUAGAGUAGAUUUUUUACUAUCACCAACAAAAAAUAGCAACGUUAAUCUAGAAAUAGUGGUGCCUCCGGACGUACCGAAAAUCCACGACUCCAACGGAUUUGAGCUAACCGCCCUCGCUGGCCCGUAUGAAGAAGGUGGCAUCCUGGAACUUACCUGCAUCGUGACGGGAGGUACCCCGACGCCCAAGAUCGUCUGGUUUAGUAACGGAAAAAUUCUGCCCAGCACGAUGAUGGAAUACGGCCACGAGGCAACGCUCAGCAGUAAACUGGUGGUACGCAAUUUGUCCCGAGACCAUCAGCACAGUGUGUACAGCUGUCAGGCGAGCAACUUCUUCAAACGCAACGUCACCACCAACGUGACAAUCGAAUUACGAUUGCGGCCCCUGGUGGUGGAAAUCAUCAACGGUAGCACGCCUUUGUCGUCCGACCGUCGAUACACUGUCCAGUGUCAGUCCAGCGGGUCCAGACCACCGGCCAAAAUUACCUGGUGGAAAGAUGGAGAGCAGCUAACUGCGACAAACCAAACGACUUCCGACGACGGUAAUAGUACCCUGUCGUCACUGAGCUUCACACCGACACGCGACGAUCACGGGAAGGCUCUCAUCUGUCGGGCCACCAAUGAACUCGUCAAACGAGGGACAAAAGAGGCCUCCACAAAGCUGAACGUGUUCUAUCUGCCCACGUUGAAGCUGGAACUGGGGACGAAUAUGAACCCGGAAGACAUCGAGGAAGGAGAUGACGUGUACUUUGAAUGUAAAGUGAAUGCAAAUCCGUCUGCAUACAAAGUGGUGUGGAAGCAUAAUGACCAAGUGGUGCAGCACAACUCCAAGACCGGUGUGAUAAUGAGCAGCACAGCACUGGCGCUGCAAGCCGUCACCAGACACCAGGCCGGCAACUACACCUGUAUUGCGUCCAACGUCGAAGGUGACGGCGAAAGUAACACCGUGGAUCUGAAAGUUAUGUACAAACCCAUCUGCCUGCCGGACCAGAAGAAAAUCUACGGCGUGGCACGUAACGAGGCAGCGGAAAUCCUCUGCCAUGUCGACGCCUACCCGCCUCCGGAAUCAUUCAAAUGGUCCUUCAACAAUACGGCAGAAACGAUCGACAUGCCACAGAGCGGAUACCGCGUGCACACCGAGCAGGCCUCCUCACUCACUUACACACCGGUGAAGGAGCUGGACUACGGUACCAUCAUGUGCUGGGCGGACAACGCCGUCGGACAGCAGCGGGAACCGUGCGUAUUCCAUCUGAUUGCCGCCGGGAAGCCGGAGAUGCCGUACAACUGUUCGCUCGUCAACCAAACGUCCGAAUCGCUGGAGGUGGACUGCACCGAAGGUUUCGACGGUGGUCAGCGGCAGUGGUUCGUGAUGGAGAUCUAUGACCAGCAGACGCACAUGCUGCUGGCCAAUGUGUCAUCCCGGAUACCGACGUUUACCGUCGGUGGACUGGAUUCGGGCCGGUUACUGAAAAUCGUCAUUUACGCAACCAACAUGCGUGGCCGCAGCGAGCCGAUCCUGAUGCACGCCUACACUCUGAAGCCAGCGGAAAAGCAAACGGGUCCGCACGCCGAGUUCGAACUGUCGCCGGCACUAUCGAUCGCCAUAUUUAUUGGCAUUCUAAUGGCGAUAAUCUGCAUAGUAAUCGCCGUGGCCGCAGCCGUCAAACUGCGCACCAGUCAGACGUCCAAGGCGCACCACACCGGCGGUGGCGGUGUGCUCGGCAAACGGCCCGGUAAUCUGCCAAUUAAGGAGAAAAUCUCGUUACCGCUUAGCCAGUCGGAGGACAUGUACGACGAGAAAAAUCCGGACGUGGUGCCCACGAACGAAGAUCCCGAUUACAAACUGAUAUCCGCCAACCAGACCCCGACGGCGCUGCAUAAUUCAUUGUGCAACAGCAAACAUGACAUUAUCGGCCGCACGAUAUUGGACGAUAGCCGGAAAUCGUACCUGACCGGGUCCUCUAACGAAGUCCACUAUGCUGAAUUAGCACUGGCAAUACCUCACGAUGACAAUAGCAAUAAAAAUCAUUUCAAUCAUCUGAAAAAGCUCCCGCCCCCUCCGGCGUACAACUAUUUCGACGAGCCAACCAUUUACGCCCAGAUAGACCACGGUAGUGGUUUCAAAACGACGUCCACGUCGGCAUUUCCGCUGAUAUCACCGGCGUCACAGGCGCCGGCUCAGCCGGUCCUAAAUCAGUCACAAUUAACGUUACAGCUGCAGCACCAGGAUCAUCAAAGUCAACAGCAGCAGCAACAGCAGCAUACGCCAACGUCGCUGCAGAACCAUCAUCAGCAGCCUACACCGACCUCGUUGCAGCAACUGCAUCAGUUGCAUCACCAACAACAACAACAACAACAACAACAACAGCAGCAGCAGCCACAGCAACAACAACAACUGCCUAAUAAUAAUAAACAAUACCUGCGUGAAAUAGUGACAGUACGGACGCCACUGGCGUUCUCGCAGCAAGAGAGCUGUGUUUAA